This is a messenger RNA of Aspergillus steynii IBT 23096, 1114 nucleotides long. RefSeq names its product D-isomer specific 2-hydroxyacid dehydrogenase family protein. The transcript has a single exon. The record is from RefSeq and is a predicted model, not a curated record. The coding region runs from base 83 to 1114 and encodes 343 amino acids. Gene Ontology annotation, molecular function: NAD binding; oxidoreductase activity, acting on the CH-OH group of donors, NAD or NADP as acceptor. NCBI's taxonomy places the organism in Eukaryota, Fungi, Ascomycota, Eurotiomycetes, Eurotiales, Aspergillaceae.
CUAAUUUAUUAGCAGCGUUGCAUCCUGCAAUUGAUUUCCUUUACCCAAUUCCAAACAUCCCUCCUGCAAUUGCAAGGCCAAAAUGUCUGUCGAUGGCCAGCACCAUAACAUCGUGGCAAUAGAAGCUAUCCACUGCCCAAUUCCAGCGCCGGCCCUCCCCUUACCACAAUCCUAUACUCUCAUCCAACACCAAUGGACCUCCCAAUCCGACUUGGCGCCGCGCAUCAAAGACGCCACGAUCAUCAUCACGACCACCAUCGCCCUCACGGCUAAAGAACUGAGCCCCGAAGUCACACCCCACCUCCGCCUAGUCGUGGUCAUGGCCACGGGGACCGACUGCGUGGACAAAGACGCCGCCCGGGCCCGGGGGAUCCCCGUGUGCAACUGCCCGGGCACCAACGUCGAGAGCGUCAGUGAGCACGCCAUCGGCCUCUACUUCGCUACCCGGCGCAAGAUCGUGCAGCUCCACUGCGCGACGGCCGCCAUCCCCGCCGAUCCGGAGCGAGACACGGACUGGAAAACGACGGGGUCGCUGCAUCGACGCCUGCGCUCCAAGGACGGCCACGCGCCGGUGCUCUGCGGUCGAGAAACCUUAGGCGUGAUCGGCUACGGAGCGCUCGGGCAGCGGAUCGCGAAGGUCGGCGCGGCCCUCGGGAUGAAGGUGCUGAUUGCAGAGCGGAAGGGCGAGGUGGAGCGGCCGCGCGCAGGACGGACGCCCUUCGACCAGGUCCUGAGGCAGUCCACGGUGGUGAUUCUUUGCUUGCCGCGAACGCCGGAGACGGAGGGGUUGAUCUCGAGGGAGGAGCUGGAGGGGAUGCAUCCGCAAGCCUUGCUGAUCAAUGUUGCGAGGGGUGGGAUUGUCGAUGAGAGCGCGCUGCUGGAGGCGCUCAGGCAGGGGUGGAUUUCGGGGGCGGCGACGGAUGUCUUUGCGAGGGAGCCGGCGGGGCGAGGGGAUUCGCCGUUGCUGGGGGUCGAGGCUGAAGGGCUGAAUUUGGUGUUGACGCCUCAUCUGGCUUGGUUGUCGGAAGAUACGUUGGUGAAUCUGCAGGAUGCGGUGAAGUGGACGAUUGAACGGUGGUGCGCAGGCGAGACGGUUAAUGACGUUAGUGGUUAG